This is a messenger RNA of Xiphophorus maculatus (southern platyfish), 2984 nucleotides long. RefSeq names its product dynein regulatory complex subunit 1 (gene drc1). Bases 171 to 2108 code for a protein of 645 amino acids. NCBI's taxonomy places the organism in Eukaryota, Metazoa, Chordata, Actinopteri, Cyprinodontiformes, Poeciliidae. The transcript has 15 exons. Gene Ontology annotation, biological process: cilium-dependent cell motility; axonemal dynein complex assembly; regulation of cilium movement. Gene Ontology annotation, cellular component: axonemal dynein complex; axoneme. The record is from RefSeq and is a predicted model, not a curated record.
AAACAAACGAGCUGUUCGUUUCUACUACAACUGCUUACAUUUUUUCAGUAGAUUUCACUUGACGUGUUGUGAGUAAGGACGAAAUUAUUUCAAACCAUAGAGAGGUACGACAGUUCCCUGUGUAGUUCGGCAGUAAAGCAGCGAGCAGGUAAACUGAGAAAAUCUUCAAGAUGGAGGGUAAAGAGGAAAGUAAACCAAGAGAGGACCAGGAGAGAGAAAGUGGACAGAGGAUAAAACUUCUGCAGAAAGAUCUGAGUACGUUAGUGACAAACACCCAAAUUGCAUGUGAUGCCAAAAUGGUGCUGCAGAGGAGACUGCGGGCCAAAGCUCAAGCAAAGAGAUUGGCAGUGCUGGAAAAUGAUUCAACCUCAAGCCAGGAAAAAUCUGAUGAAAUACUGAAAGGAAAAUCUGAGAACUUUACUAAUCCGAAGGCGAUCUCUGAAGACCUGCAGAAAGCGUUAAAGAAACAGCAGGAGCUUUAUUCCGCUAUUAUACAUGAUAAGAAAGCCAUCAUAAAUGAUCUUCUGCAGGCGCUCAAGUUCCAAGAUGAUAACUAUGCGAGCACCUUGAGGAAGAAUACAGAGGAGAUUAAUGUGAUGAUUGCACGGAUGGAGGACCAAAUUAAGCUUAUGACCAAAGUCUACCGGGAGGAACUUGCCCAAAUUGAGAGUCGCCAUCGGCAGGAAAUAAGCAUCCUGCUUACAAAAGACAAGGAAGAACUGGAUCGAGAACUGAAGAGACUUUGGGAUGAAGAGCUCGAGAGGCUAAAUGAGAGAAAAAAGAAAUUGGAGGAAUACAAGAGAGAAGUUCACGAGAUCGGUCAAGAGAGCAAUUACGUCUUCAAUGCCUUGGAUUAUGAGAGAUGCUCAAGAAUUCUGGCCCAAGAGAGACAGCAGAAAAAAAACACAAACAGCAACUUACCCCUGAAGAUGAAAAAACACUUGUACACGGAAAAGCAAGAAGUACUUUUGACCACAUUGAAAAAUAUCAAAGGCAGGAUCAACAGGGAGGCGAGAGAGAUAGAAAAGCUGAAGAAUAUCUACAUCGACCACCAGAAAAAAUUUGCAAAGCAGAGUAUUGCUUUGACAGAUUACACACAGCACAUUGAGAAGCAUGAACGCAUUAAGAACCAAGUCAGGCAUUUUGCUGCUGCCGAUGCAAGACGUUUUGAGGAGGUGUGGCUGAUGAUUGAAGAAGAGGUAAAGCACUUAGCACAGAGGGCUUUGGCCAUAGACUCGGUGAUCUCCCAGCAGCUCUACGGUUCACCCGAGAGCCAGACGGAUUUGAACCUCCUGCUGCUCUCCAGUCCCUUCCGGCCCUGGAAGACAAGAACAGAGAUAGUCCAGACAGAGCUUCAACUGGUGGAGAGUCCGGCUGAAUCUCACGUCGAGAAUCUGGAUACGACAGGGAGCACGGAAGAGGAAUUAGUGUUCACCGACAGCGGCCCCGAAUGGGAGGACGAGAAGCUGAAUGAGGAGAUGCAGGACGAAUUGAGGGAGCUGCUGUGUAAUGAAAUGGACUUCUUGAUGGAAGCCAAGAUCCUGAAGCUGCUGGCUCCUCUGGUGACUGAGGAACAGACUGGAGUAAAGCUGGGAUCCAUCCUUUACACUCUGGGUAUUGACGAAAAGGAUUUGCCUAAGUUGACCGAUUUCCUGGUGAGGUACAAGGAUCAGCAGAAUGAGCUGACUGGGGAGUCACAUAGGGCCAGCGUGACAAGCACUUCAUUGGACCUCAUCCACCCUAACCACGUUCUUUGUGCUCUGAAAAGCUUUCUUGAGCAACAAAGUUUCAGGUCGAGCUCAGCCCAGGAGCUUUCCAGACUGUGGCUUGCACACGCGCGGGAUUCUUCCAAGGAUGCAGCGUAUUGGAAUAGUCUAGGCAACAUCAUCCCAGAGGAGAGAGUUAAACUGUGGGAUUCCACGUUGAGAACGCUAAAGCAGUACCACACUGUGUUGACAGACAUCUCUGAGCUAAUCAAGGAGCAGGAGUGUCUGAAGAAGGGGAACACAGGGCUGCGCUUGAAAAUCGACAGUAUGUCUGUUUCUGUUUAUCAUACUUCGCCUCCAGGAGGAAAUGUUUGCUUUAGUCUGUUUUUAGCACUCCCUUAAAGGUUGUAACAUGGCUCCUACUUAGCAAUACUGACAUGUGAAUGUGAAUUCACAUUUAAAUCAAGGAGUUUAUUAUUCAGCUUUGGCAGUGAUGGGAGAAUAAGAGUUUACUUGGUUUCAAGUGAGGAAUCAAGUUUCUGACCAUAAACAAAUAAGUUAUAGCAUUCCACUGUUCUACAAAUGAUCAGAGACACAAUUAGAAUGAAGCAUUUGGUUCGUCUACAAAAUGUCAAUAUUUUCGAUUCAAGAAUGUAGUGAUUGAUUUCAGGACAAUGGGAUUAUAUUAAAUUUAAAAUGAUAGCUCUGGAUCUUCUUUUGUUAAUGGUGUGGCUGUUUCUUGGUGUUUACGAGUAGUUUUAUUUUUUUUAAAAAGUAUCAAUCUUUCACUCUGAAUUAAAAACAACCCAUGUGACUUAAUGUUCUUCGUUUGAUUUAUAAUGUACAAAAAAAAGUCAAACCUAAGAUUGAACAAUAUAUCACCAAUAAAUCACCAAUCGCAGUUUCAGUGUGACCAAUGCUGAUUCGGUAAAAAACUAUUUGGAAUACAACAAUUGUUGGCUAAUUUGUUUCAAUAAGCUCUUUGUUUUAGUAGAAGCCCAAACAGAUUACAUUUUUAAAAAAGCUCAAAAUGCAGAAGUAACAAUCCUAACAUCACUGUCAGUCCUGGCAGUCUGCUAACCUCCCAUAAUGAUCCUUUUAAAAAUGGUGUAGCUAAGCCCUAUUGCUGUAUUUGAGGUUGGAUUGGGACAUGCCGUUUUAAUGCUCUCCACUGACCCUGCACAUGUUCUCUCACAGGUUACCUGAAGAAAUGACAUAAUCGACAUGAGCGGUGCAUUGCUGUGAAGUUUUUAUUAAAAUAAAGGACCUAUUAAGUGA